AUGUAUGUGAACAGCAUUGGGCCUGUGAAUGCUAUCAAUAUGACCUGGUAUGACAGACGUUUGAAAUUUAACAGUACCAUUAAAGUUCUCCGGUUGAAUAGCAAUAUGGUGGGGAAAAUCUGGAUUCCAGACACUUUCUUCAGGAACUCCAAAAAGGCUGACGCUCAUUGGAUCACUACUCCCAACAGGAUGCUACGAAUCUGGAAUGAUGGUCGAGUUCUCUACACCUUAAGGCUGACAAUUGAUGCUGAGUGCCAGUUGCAAUUACACAACUUCCCAAUGGAUGAACACUCUUGCCCCCUGGAGUUCUCCAGUUAUGGUUAUCCACGUGAAGAAAUUGUUUAUCAAUGAAAGCGCAGUUCUGUUGAAGUGGGCGACACGAGAUCUUGGAGGCUGUAUCAGUUUUCAUUUGUUGGAUUGAGGAAUACCACUGAAGUAGUGAAGACAACGUCUGGUGACUAUGUGGUCAUGUCUGUGUACUUUGAUCUGAGCAGAAGAAUGGGGUAUUUUACCAUCCAGACCUACAUCCCCUGCACACUCAUCGUGGUUCUAUCCUGGGUGUCCUUCUGGAUCAAUAAGGAUGCUGUUCCUGCCAGAACAUCUUUAGGUAUCACUACUGUCCUGACCAUGACUACUCUCAGCACCAUAGCCCGGAAAUCUCUGCCAAAGGUCUCCUAUGUCACAGCAAUGGAUCUCUUCGUAUCUGUUUGCUUCAUCUUUGUGUUUUCUGCUUUGGUGGAGUAUGGCACCCUGCAUUAUUUUGUCAGCAAUCGGAAACCAAGCAAGGACAAAGACAAAAAGAAGAAAAACCCUCUUCUUCGGAUGUUUUCCUUCAAGGCUCCUACAAUUGAUAUCCGUCCCAGAUCAGCAACCAUCCAAAUGAACAAUGCCACACACCUUCAAGAGAGGGAUGAAGAAUAUGGCUAUGAGUGUCUGGAUGGCAAGGACUGUGCCAGUUUCUUCUGCUGUUUUGAAGAUUGCCGGACAGGAGCCUGGAGACAUGGGAGGAUACAUAUUCGCAUUGCCAAAAUGGACUCCUAUGCUCGGAUCUUCUUCCCCACAGCCUUCUGUUUGUUCAACCUGGUUUACUGGGUCUCCUAUCUUUAUCUGUGA
Molecule: messenger RNA, 1113 nt
Organism: Cricetulus griseus (Chinese hamster)
Lineage: Eukaryota; Metazoa; Chordata; Mammalia; Rodentia; Cricetidae
Source: RefSeq, a predicted model, not a curated record